Messenger RNA from Impatiens glandulifera, 1123 nucleotides. RefSeq names its product xyloglucan endotransglucosylase protein 2-like. The record is from RefSeq and is a predicted model, not a curated record. Gene Ontology annotation, cellular component: apoplast; cell wall. Gene Ontology annotation, molecular function: hydrolase activity, hydrolyzing O-glycosyl compounds; xyloglucan:xyloglucosyl transferase activity. Gene Ontology annotation, biological process: xyloglucan metabolic process; cell wall biogenesis. The coding region runs from base 82 to 966 and encodes 294 amino acids. The transcript has 4 exons. NCBI's taxonomy places the organism in Eukaryota, Viridiplantae, Streptophyta, Magnoliopsida, Ericales, Balsaminaceae.
UGCUUGGAAUGAGCCCUAUAUUAUGACGAAUCUCGUUGUGCUUCUUACACAGAUCUUCCCUCUCUGAAAGGUAAAUUAACAAUGGAUUCAAAUAAGUUAUGGAUCCUUUCACUGUGUUUGCUAGUUAUGGUGUUGGGAACAAAGGCGACUGCUCCAAAGAAGCCAGUGGAUGUCCCAUUCGGCAAGAACUAUGUUCCCACUUGGGCAUUUGACCACAUUAAGUACUUCAAUGGCGGCUCUGAGAUCCAACUACUCCUAGACAAUUACACUGGAACGGGAUUUCAGUCCAAAGGUUCAUACUUGUUUGGCCACUUCAGUAUGCAAAUGAAGUUGGUUCCCGGAGAUUCUGCCGGCACCGUCACUGCCUUCUACUUGUCAUCUCAAAACUCGGAACACGAUGAGAUAGAUUUUGAGUUUCUGGGUAAUCGGAGCGGGCAACCAUACAUUUUGCAGACGAAUGUAUUCACGGGAGGAAAGGGUGACAGAGAACAGAGGAUUUAUCUUUGGUUCGAUCCAACCAAGAACUACCAUUCUUACUCCGUUUUGUGGAAUCUCUACAUAAUAGCAUUUUUUGUAGACGACGUUCCAAUUAGAGUGUUCAAAAACUGCAAAGAUCUUAGAGUGAAGUUCCCCUUUGACCAACCCAUGAAGAUCUAUUCAAGCCUUUGGAAUGCCGAUGAUUGGGCCACAAGGGGAGGUCUGGAAAAGACGAAUUGGGCCAAGGCUCCAUUCAAUGCCGCCUAUAAAGGCUUCCACAUAGACGGUUGUGAGGCAUCUGUUGAAGCUAAAUUUUGUGCCACACAAGGUAAACGUUGGUGGGAUCAAAAGGAGUUUCAGGACUUAGAUGCAGUCCAAUAUCGCCGUCUUAAAUGGGUUAGAGACAAGUACACAAUUUAUAACUAUUGUGUUGAUCGUAAGAGAUACCCCGUAAUGCCACCCGAAUGUGUUCGUGACCGUGAUGUUUGAAGUUGCAUAUCAUGUACAAAAUUUUAUGGCUUGUAUAGGCCAUUUAAUUGAUGUUGUCUUGUAUAAGUAUUAUUACUACCCUUGUUUGUUUUAUGGUUCUAUCCUAAAACGUGUGGUAUGGUCAUUCAAUUAUUCAAGUGAUGCAUUAUUGGCUAUA